CUCGGCUUUCUCCUCGGCGACGCGUAUGAACCAAACAACUCCCCCGCUGUUUUCCAGCAUCACCAAUUUUAUUUUUUCCUUUUUAUUUCAUCAUUAAUUAAAUUAAAUUAAAUUAAAUUAUUAAUUUGUUUUUCUCUUUGUAUUUUUGGUUUUAAUCGAGCUGCUUGCAACAAACCAAAAACCGAACUGAAACCAAACUUGGAACAGAAGGAUCAGCGGCCUCUGGUUUGAGUUUUCUUUCUUCUCUCUCUAAAACCGUAUCUUCUCUUGUGAAAGUCUCGUCUUUUUUCCUUCCAACCUCUCAUGGCAUUUCCUUUCCCUUCCCUUCUCCUUCAGGUUAAGAUUGAUUCGAUUUUGAGAUGAUCCUGGAAACGUGAAGACUGUUUUUGGUUUCAUUAGUUUGCAAAAAUUGCUAAAUUAGGCUAUUCUUUUUUUGUUAUCUAUCAAUAUCUUCAGCUAAAAUAUAGAGGUUAUCGAGUAGGCUUGUGUUUGUGUUAUUUCCUGAUUUGGAUACAAGUGAUAAGAGGUGGAAAAUUUGAAAGCUCAAGCGAUAGUAUGGGCUAUCUGAAUUCCGUGUUGCAAUCUUCAACCCAGAUUCAUGCUGAAGAUGGACCUGUCAGCGGUGGAGGCCUUAGUCAGAAUGGAAAGUUCAGCUAUGGCUAUGCAAGCUCUCCAGGGAAAAGGUCUUCGAUGGAAGAUUUUUAUGAGACAAGGAUUGAUGGUGUUGAUGGAGAGAUUGUUGGUCUUUUUGGAGUGUUUGAUGGCCAUGGAGGUGCUCGGGCAGCUGAAUAUGUGAAGCAAAACCUGUUCAGUAAUUUGAUCAGGCAUCCCAAGUUCAUAUCUGACACCAAAUCAGCAAUAGCUGAUGCAUACAACCAUACAGACUCUGAAUUUUUAAAAUCAGAAAAUAAUCAGAAUAGGGAUGCUGGAUCAACUGCUUCUACGGCUAUACUCGUUGGUGACCGUUUGCUAGUUGCAAAUGUUGGGGAUUCCCGAGCUGUUAUCUGCAGAGGAGGCAAUGCUAUUGCCGUGUCUCGCGAUCACAAGCCAGAUCAAACUGAUGAGAGACAACGGAUUGAGGAUGCAGGAGGAUUUGUCAUGUGGGCUGGAACUUGGAGAGUGGGAGGUGUUCUUGCUGUUUCUCGUGCAUUUGGGGACAGGCUCUUGAAGCAGUAUGUUGUUGCCGAUCCAGAAAUUCAGGAGGAAAAGAUUGACAGCUCUCUCGAGUUCCUUAUUCUUGCAAGUGAUGGACUGUGGGAUGUUGUUUCAAAUGAGGAGGCUGUCGCAAUGAUAAAACCGAUACAGGAUCCUGAGCAGGCUGCUAAGCGGCUGAUGCAAGAGGCAUACCAGAGAGGUAGUGCAGAUAAUAUCACCUGCGUUGUUGUCCGUUUCUUGGCCAAUCAAGGGGGUUUCUUGGCCAAUCAAGGGGGUUCCUCUCGUAGUCUUCCUGCUUAAGCAUCCCUUCCCAGUAUGGUUUUAGGUUUUGGUUUUCUAGCUGACGGAAAAGUAACGUGAAAUAAACUUGAAUGGUAAUAGCUAGUCUUAGAAAACUAUAGCAGCACGGUAAUGUGUAAGGAUAGAAACACGAAGGAACAAAAUGCGUCAGGCUGCUAACGUUUUAUCACAUCUUUUCAGCCUCUAGAAUAGAAACACUGCAUCCAAAGUGUAGCUUCUCUACUUGCAGUCUCGCACAUAGUCAGAGCCGAAUGUGUGCACGUGUGAAUUUGUAAAGAGUCUCCAGACCAAGUACACUUCUGUAUGUUGUAAAUGUAGUCAACAAACUUGCGUGGUUUUAUUGUUAGUUCACGUUCUUCGUUUUGUGAUGUUCCUUUCAAAUCAUUACAUGGUCCGUAGGGCAGAAUUUAAUGUCCUUAACCGGCUGUAACUGUGGUGUCAUCGUCAAAUCUCUGGGCUUGGGAGUCGAAGUUAAAAACAUCAGAGAGGCGGGAGCCAAUCUGCAUCAAUGCUUGCUUGGAAGAAUCACACAGGCUGUCUAACUCGGACCAUUUCUUUCCUGGUUCCCUCCAAGCCCCGUCGGAAAAAAAAAACAUUGUCAAGAGGAACUGGAUAUGACAACCUGAACCAAAUCGGUCCGAAUAAUAUGAUUUGGGUUAAAUACUUGGAUAUUUUCAACUUUUUGAUGAAAAUUGUACGAAAAUCGAUUAGUUUGAAAUAUAAACAUUUCGUUUCAAAUAAAUUUCUGUUA
Messenger RNA from Theobroma umbraticum, 2206 nucleotides. RefSeq names its product putative protein phosphatase 2C 59. Lineage: Eukaryota; Viridiplantae; Streptophyta; Magnoliopsida; Malvales; Malvaceae. The record is from RefSeq and is a predicted model, not a curated record. Gene Ontology annotation, biological process: protein dephosphorylation. Gene Ontology annotation, molecular function: cation binding; protein serine/threonine phosphatase activity.